AUGGCUGCGCCCGAGCACAACUUUUCAGGCGCUCUUGCCACUUGGAAAGAAAUCAAUCUCCUGGAACUACAAAAGACACUCGACGCGCAAGGGAUUCAACUUGUUGACAACCAGAAGGAGAGCGUUGUGGGGAGGAAGGUCCUAGCCGACAAGACUAAAGAAUUCAAGAGAAUUCCCGACUCUGAGAAGGUUGAAGCCUUCAAGGCCCUGCUGAAAGCCUAUCAGUCUGAAAUCGACAACCUCACAAAACGGGCCAAAUCCUCCGAAAAUGCAUUCUUGGACGUGUACAAGGUCAUCGCCGAGGCACCAGACCCGUACCCUUUGCUAGAAGCGGCGGUCGAUCAAACCGUCAAAGUCGCUGAAGCGCGAGACUUGGAGGCGGAAUUGAAGCGACUGCGCGAAGAGAAUACAGAGCUCCGGCGACGGGUCAAUGAUUUCUCGUCCGUAGAGUCCGCGAAGAAGAAAGCAGAGCUCAAGGUCGAGCAACUGGAACAGAAAAUGGAGGAGUCCAUACUCGAGAAGGUCGCCCAGAAAGAGAACGAGCUAAAUGCGACCUAUGACGAGAAGAUGCGAAACUACGAGGAACGCGAGCAAGAUCUUCAACGACAAGUCACACUAACGAAGAAUCAAUUGAGGGACCUGCGCACGUCGAACGACUCCAAUCAGGCCAAGCUCAUUGACCACGGGCAACACCAGGAGGUUGUUGCCAAACUUGCUGAACUGGAUAUGAUCGUUGCCGACUUGGAACGCGCGAACAGUCGUGUCGUCACUGUCGAACGCCGGAAUGAAAAUCUGCGCGCUGAGAUAGCGGCAAUCCGGACAGGGACGGCCGGUUCAGAUCGAGUCAAGUCUCUGGAAUCUCAGGUGGCUGACUUGGAAGUGGAGACAGAACGCUUGUCGCGCAGUCUGGAGCUUCAAAAGCAAGCAGCUGCAGACGCAGAAUCUGAUGCACAACACAAACUUGUCGAGCUAUCGCGGGACCUGCAGACCAAGGCCACGGACAUCGAUCAAUUGAGGCUAAAGCUUAAGCAAUAUGGUGACUAUGAUGAGAUCAAACGAGAGCUCGAGAUCAUGAAAUACGUCGAAUUCGCCGGUCUGGAUGACGACAAUGACGACGAUGGCGAUGCUGAGAUCAAACUUCCGAAUCCGAACGCUCAGAAGGCCAAUGCCGAGCCCGGUAACACGUUGGAAGGACUGUUGGCCACCAAGAAUAAACGUCUGCUCGAGGAACUGACGAAGAUUCGGCAGCGAAUUGGAAAGCAGCAGAUCCUCAACGAGAAGCUGGAGAAUGAUCUUCUGUCUAUGAACUCGCACACAAAUGGAGACGCAGCAAAGGAUGAGGACGAUGUUCUGGGCGGUCUGGAUCUUGGUCGGAAACCAGAACAACCGGUGAAAACGACACCGAUCCCCUUCUCGUCUGCCGAUACGACCAUCCUGCCUAUCGUAACGAGCCAACGAGAUCGCUUCCGUCAACGGAAUGCUGAAUUAGAGGAGGAACUGCGCAAACAAUUCCAGAUCAUCUCGGAGCUUCGGACAGAGAUCAAAAACCUUCAGACGGACAACCUGAAGCUGUAUGAAAAAGUCCGCUACAUGCAGAGUUACAGGGAAGAGGGUGGAGGAGCCACGCGACCAGUGACGUCGCAACUGGAUCCAUUGCCAGCGCAGUCGGGGACGGACGACAUGACCAAGUACAGAGCUAGGUAUGAACAAGCCAUCAACCCCUUUGAAGCAUUCCGCGGAAGGGAAGCCACGCGAGCUUAUCAGAAUCUGAACCCCAUUGAGCGCGCCGUUCUCGUUCUCACAAAAGGGGUUCUCGGGAACAGGCGAACACGCGCCUUCUUCAUUGUCUACACGUUGGGGCUACAUCUGCUCGUCAUGUUCACCACUUACGAGUGCACGACCGGCUCGGGUCCUCCGUUGCAGAGACAGCCAAACCCGUAUUAG
Messenger RNA from Mycena citricolor, 1944 nucleotides. Lineage: Eukaryota; Fungi; Basidiomycota; Agaricomycetes; Agaricales; Mycenaceae. The record is from the annotation of a GenBank genome assembly.